GAAAAGUGACUUUGGCUCACAAUUCCAAAAGCUACACUUAGCAAAAGCCAAGCAAAAGCCAAGUAAAGCAUUCAAGCAAGUUUCUUUGACCAACCAACCAACCAUGAGCUCUCUCUGCACGACAGCAAGCCCCGUCCCUAGUACUAGCACUAGCAGCCGCAAACGCAAGGUAGAGUUUUCAUCUCUGAGCGAGAAAGAAGCGCGUGAACACAAACGCGCCAUCAGCCGCCGCAGUUCUCAGCGCCAUCGUCAACGUGAACGAAUGGCCAUUGAAGAUUGCCAGGAGAAAAAGACAAAAUUGGAAAAAGACAAUCAGACGCUCAAAGCGGAAAAUGAGUCCUUUAGGUCCAUGAUUCAAAUGCUCAAGCAGAAGCAGCAGCACAAGCAGCCACAAAAGCUUAGUGUUGCUGGUAGUGUUGCUGCUAGUAUUAGUGCUGCUUGUGCUGCUAGUACUAAUUGUACUGACCCCCGUGUACUGCUGGCCAACCAGAUUCAAGCUCAGAAGCAGCAGCAGCAGAACUUGCACCAGCAGAACUUGCAGCUCCUCACCCAGCGUGCCCUAGUAGGUACAGGUAGAGGUACAGGUACAGGUACAGGUACAGGUAGCUUUGCAACUGCCAGUCUUCGCCAGUUCUCCAACGAGGAACUCAUGGAAGCACUCAUCGCCAAGCGCCUCAAGCAGCAAGAGCAGUCACCUGCCAUGGUCACGUCAGUCUCGGUCACCCCUCCUCCUACUUCCCCCUCUCCUCCACAUAUUACUUCUCGUCCACAACUUAUGAGUAAUAAUACAAGUGCAAGUGCAAGUGCAAGUGCUGCUCAUCACCUAUUGCACCCAUCCUAUGGAUACGCAAACUCGGGCUUUUCCGCUUUCAACCCCCACCAGACUGCCUUUUUGCCUGCUGCUUUCUCUUCCCACCAUGCUGCCAACACCAAUAUGAAUACCAACACCAGCGUCUUUGCCGCCGCCACAGCUGCCAAUAACCGAAACAUUGAACUACUCAGGCUACUCGCCGCUACCAAUCAAGUAUAGACAUGCUGUCAAGUGCCCAAGAAAGCAAGAAGAACAUCAACAAGUUGGACUGGACUGGACUGGACUGAAUUGAUUCCCCUGUUUGCCCGUGUUGCAUAUGACAAAGUACAUGUAACUUUAUGAUUCUAAAAACUCAUGCACAUAC
Messenger RNA from Seminavis robusta, 1175 nucleotides. The record is from the annotation of a GenBank genome assembly. NCBI's taxonomy places the organism in Eukaryota, Bacillariophyta, Bacillariophyceae, Naviculales, Naviculaceae.